Molecule: messenger RNA, 1287 nt
Organism: Malassezia restricta
Lineage: Eukaryota; Fungi; Basidiomycota; Malasseziomycetes; Malasseziales; Malasseziaceae
Exons: 1
Coding region: 1-1287 (428 amino acids)
Source: RefSeq, a predicted model, not a curated record
AUGAGCCAUGACGGUGGCGACAAUGACAAAGCUCCCACGCACACAGAUGAGAAAAGUGAGAGUCAGGAUGCUAUGAGUGUUAUUGAGUGGGAGGCGGCACUUCUUCGUGUCCAGCAGGCGCUCGCGCUGAUCGAUGCGCCCCUGGCAUCAGGUCGACCAGUGCCACCCCGGCCUAUGAUGCAUGACGGUUUGCUCUAUGGACUGCAUGAUCUGCUGGCGCCUGUCGAAAGUGUACUGCACAUGAAUCCAUCCAGUGCACAAGGCCUUGCGGCUGCCAUCACAGCGGAGUCAAGUCUCUCACCCACGCAAGGACUGCACACGUUCAUCCAGAAAGCUUCUCACAUGCUGGUAAGAGCUGAACAAGUCAAAACUCUGCUAAGUGAGCCACUCGGAGUAUCUGGAAAUCAGCGGAAUGCUCUUAGCAUGCUGGAACGAGGACUUGAACGUUCUCCUCCAACGCCGCACGAUGAGCGUGAAAUCCUCGUUCGUAUACGUAAAAAGCGGCGACAGCUGGACGCCAGAUCCCACAUACCCGACACACUUAAGCCUGUGAAGGAGGCAGAUAAUAUAAUCGUGCGUGCCCGACUGCUUCCUGUGCCCGAUUCUCUUACCUUUGAGGCUGCUACUCCAUGGGUGGACCGAGUGUUGAAGCGCAGUCCGAACCAGCCCCUGUCGAUGGCAGUGCAAGACCUUCUGCAUGAAUUUCAGUUGUAUAUAAAUGAGCGAUGCAAGCAGGAUUCUUGCAUCCUUACUGACAGUCAAGGCUCUUUUCCAUUCCCGGCACGCCGUGUUCGUGCGCGCCUCGCCUUUUGGACGGACACGCUUGGCAGCAUUGAAGUGGAAUUACGCGAUGUAGGUCUGGUCCGCAUACAAGUGCGAGCAGAUCACCACGACGUAUGCAUUACGAAUAUGAGCAUAUGCGCCCCGAUGGAAUACCAAAGCAUCUCAGGCUCAAAUGCCGUGCAGCCAUCUCGAUUCAUGUAUUAUGGUGACAUCAGCAACCAUCUACUUGUGCACGCGCUCUCCAGUCAAAGAUCUUACGGACGCGGUCUAGAGGCCCUCGCACAAACCUGUUUGCACGUGGCUGGACUACGUACCCUGUAUGAUGCGUUGCCCACUCCGUCCACAAGUGUGGCACCCAUGAUAUCCCGUGUAACAUAUGGAAUGCUCAAACCAGAUGCGUUACUUGAUCAUAACCAAACUCUUGUUUGGCAUUGGUGUCGUAUCGUGUCUUCAAUGUCGUCCAACCAAGGCGAGUGGUGCGCCUAUGUUCCUAGCUUACCAUAG